This is a messenger RNA of Poeciliopsis prolifica (blackstripe livebearer), 1961 nucleotides long. RefSeq names its product acyl-CoA dehydrogenase short chain (gene acads). Gene Ontology annotation, biological process: butyrate catabolic process; fatty acid beta-oxidation using acyl-CoA dehydrogenase. The transcript has 10 exons. Gene Ontology annotation, molecular function: flavin adenine dinucleotide binding. Gene Ontology annotation, cellular component: mitochondrion. Lineage: Eukaryota; Metazoa; Chordata; Actinopteri; Cyprinodontiformes; Poeciliidae. The record is from RefSeq and is a predicted model, not a curated record. The coding region runs from base 77 to 1294 and encodes 405 amino acids.
ACGAUAACGAUAAAACCUGAAGGCAACACAUGAUUUCAUAAACUUUCAGCUGGGGUUGUACGGUGAGGAAGGCAUCAUGUUGGCACUUUUUAAAGCUAGAAAAGUUCUAGACGUCUGUCUCCACGCCAGCCGCAGUCUGUCCCAGCUGGCCGAGCUGCCGGAGACGCAUCAGUUACUGAGGCAGACCUGCAGAGACUUUGCAGACAGAGAACUGUCCCCCAUCGCUGCCAAGCUGGAUAAGGAGCAUGUUUACCCGGCUAAGCAGAUAAAGGAGCUGGGGGCGAUGGGUGUGAUGGCCAUGGAGGUGCCGGAGGAGCUGGGCGGAGCGGGGAUGGACUACCUGGCUUACAGCCUGGCCAUGGAGGAAAUCAGCCGAGGCUGCGCCAGCACGGGCGUGGUGGUCUCCGUUAACAACUCUCUGUACAUCGGGCCCAUCCUGAAGUUCGGCACAGAGGAACAGAAGAAGCAGUGGAUCAGCCCGUUCACUGCUGGAGACAAGGUGGGCUGCUUUGCCCUCAGUGAGCCAGGAAACGGGAGCGAUGCGGGCGCUGCCUCCACCACGGCCCAUCAGGUGGGAGAGGAGUGGGUGCUGAACGGAACCAAAGCCUGGAUCACCAACAGCUGGGACGCUUCUGCUACGGUUGUGUUCGCCACCACGGACAAGAAGCUCAAACACAAGGGAAUCAGUGCCUUCCUGAUCCCCAUGCCGCAUCCUGGACUCUCUCUGGGAAAAAAGGAGGACAAGCUGGGCAUCAGGGCCUCGUCCACCGCAAACAUCAUCCUGGAGGACUGCAGGAUCCCUCUGAACAACAUGCUGGGGCCCCGCGGCGCCGGAUUCAAAAUUGCUAUGCAAACCCUGGACAGCGGACGGAUCGGCAUCGCGGCCCAGGCUCUCGGCAUCGCUCAGGCGUCUCUGGACUGCGCCGCCGACUACGCACACAAGAGGACCGCCUUCGGAGCGCCCAUUGGCAAGCUGCAGGCCAUCCAGUUUAAACUGGCUGACAUGGCCGUGGCCAUAGAGAGCGCCCGCCUGCUCACCUGGAAAGCUUCACUCCUUCGAGAUGCAAAGAAAGCCUUCACCAAGGAAGCAGCCAUGGCCAAACUGGCGGCAUCUGAAGCCGCCACGUUCUGCUCCCAUCAGGCCAUCCAGAUCCUGGGCGGGAUGGGCUACGUGACGGACAUGCCCGCUGAGAGACACUACCGCGACGCCCGCAUCACAGAGAUCUACGAGGGCACCAGCGAGAUCCAGAGACUGGUCAUCGCCGGUCAGAUCCUGAAGGAAUACCAGUCAUAGGAGUUCUUCUACACUAAAUGGACACUUUAUCCUGGAUGAAAUGCAGUUGUUUAAUUUUUUUGUUUGUUUGUUUUUCCAACGGUAAAGGCCUUUUGGUUGACAUUAGCUGAGGCUUGGAGAGAAGAUUCAGGUGGUUUUAAACCAGCAAGAUAUUCUGGCAUUGAUUGAAACACACUAGAAAUGAAAUUAGAGCUUUACUGGCCAGUUCUCAAAAUAUUUAAAAUCGGGGCAUCUUUUCUCCAAAUCUCAUAUUCUAAGUGCAGAGGCUUCUGGGUUUAUGUUGACAUUCUGUUCCAAACCAUUCCCAGAAUCCUUUUUUUAAAUUUAUUUUUAUUUUUAUUCCACUGCUCAUCAUGUGCCAUUCAGAGGUCCGACCACCAGGGGGCGACAGAGAGCCUCCGUGCGUCUUGACCCAUUUCUGCAUCCUGACAUCAGGAGCGGUUGUGUAAUAGCAACAGUGUGAUCACACUUGCAGAUCAUCAGAAUGUUUAGUUCUCUGCUGCGUUAAAGACGCUCUAAUUGAAACAGUUUUGAUUCAUUAUCUGAAGGUGUGUGUGAUGACACACCGUGUGUUUGCCUCACACGCCUUUCAGCGCUCAGCAUGUACAUAUUUGAUUGUAAUUUAUUAUGUGCAGGUGUUAAUAAAAGCGCAGCGGUUUGAGCUUGA